This is a messenger RNA of Paecilomyces variotii, 2454 nucleotides long. Its product is annotated as SUR7/PalI family-domain-containing protein. Lineage: Eukaryota; Fungi; Ascomycota; Eurotiomycetes; Eurotiales; Thermoascaceae. The transcript is spliced from 3 exons. The record is from RefSeq and is a predicted model, not a curated record. Gene Ontology annotation, cellular component: cell division site; growing cell tip; plasma membrane. Bases 194 to 2320 code for a protein of 708 amino acids.
GCUUGCACGACACUCGUUUCCACCAACCAUUACAGCCCGUCAGGGACGGCGCAAUCGAUACUUCCAUCCUCAUGAUCCCGCGACGACUUAUAUCGCUUUCGACCGCGCUCGUCGCCAUCAGGUUGUUCCCCGUAUAAUCGAAUCUCUCGUCCAUCGGACUGGUGGUGGCUACUGAGCCUGCCACGACUCGGCCAUGCUUCUCAAGCCCGCUACGCCGCUCACAAUACUGCUUCUUGCGGCCUUCGCACUCCUGCUCCUAUCGGUGAUCUCGACCCCGAUCGUAAAAGGCAUCCCGCUGGCGACCUUUGAAAAUGUGGACUUUGGGGUAUUCGGAUAUUGCAAACAAGAUGGAUGCAGUGAGCUCAGGAUAGGAUACAGCACAACGGGUCUAUUCAGUUCCAGCUCCAAUGACAGUGACUUCGACCUACCAUCCAGCGCGCGCACGUCGCUCUCUUCCAUUCUCGUGGUCCAUCCAAUUGCGGCAUUCCUUACUUUCGUCUGUCUUUGCUUGGCCUUCGCAGCCCAUUUCCACGCCCCGUCUCACUCCCCGCGAUACUUACUGGGCCUUCUUAUUCUUCUACUUCCUACACUUCUUGUCAGUUUGUUGGCUUUUUUGGUCGAUAUUCUUCUUUUUGUCCCGCAUCUACAAUGGGGUGGUUGGAUUGUGCUCGCGGCAACCAUUCUAUUGGUCACGUGUGGCGUCGUCACUUGUGCUAUGCGACGCACCCUCGUGAGUCGGAAGGCUAGGAAGAGACGUAUUGCAGAAAAUGCAGAGAUGAGUGGUGAGAACUAUUACAAUCGCCAGAAUGCUUUGGCUGCUUCUUUUGCCAAGGCGGACUCUCCGCCGCCGCUCAGCACGGAGACCAAGGCUCCUCUCAUCUCUGGUGCGCCAUCCUCAGACAAUGCUCCCGCCGUCGCUGAAUUCGACGUAACAGGGCGAUCAACCGAUGAUGAUCGUCUGCCUUUGAACUCUCGAAAUGCGAACAAUAUGCCAACGGGUGCAAUGCCAAACGACCGCGUUGACCGCUAUGGGCCCUCAGGACCACCUGGACCACCUGCAGGUAAUCAACGACCGUACCUCACGCGCGAUGAGUUUGGAAACCCUCUUCCUCCACCGGGCCCCCCUUAUACGGCCGGGCCCGGUAUGCCUCCUGAGGCAGGAGACCCUAGACUGCGAAAUCAAUAUUCCGAUAGCAGUAUGGGUUCACGAAGAGGGCCACCACAGGGACCCGGACCUCGAGGCAGAGGUGGUUACCCCCCGAGAGGUGGUUAUGGCCGGGGAGGUCCUUAUGGUGGACCGCGUGGGCCGCCCCCAAACGGACGGGGUCGUCCGACAGGCCCCAUGCGUGGUGCUCCUCCAGGUCCAGGCAUGAUGAGGGGAAGAGGCCAACGGGGACCACCUCCUGGCUAUCCGCAGACCAGAGGCGGUCCACCAGGUGGUUUCGGUCCUUACGGUCCAGGCCCUGACCCUCGACCGCCUCCCAACUUCGGCGGAUAUGUGCCCGAUAUCCCUCAAGAGUACGAUUACAGACCCCGUGGCCCAUCGCCUGGCGGUCCGAUGAGACGUCCCCCGCCUGGAGCGGUCGGGAUGGAUAUGCCACCAAACAACGGGAACCGUGAAGUUGAAGCUUUCGAGAUGACACCUCAGGCGGCAGGUCCCAGACCGCGAGAUCCUUAUCCAGAAGCUCAGGCUCCUGCUGACAUGCUGCAACCACAAAAUGCGCAAGUGGGACAAAUGGGAGACCAGAGUCCCACGAGCGUGUACAGCCCGACAGAGCCGUAUGUCCCACCACGUAACGGUUGGACUGAUAACGGACCCCGUGCAGCAGAUCCGAUGCCCUUAAACGAGCCUCGGCUUCCACGCUUACCGCCAGUAGACGAAAGGCAGGUUAUGAACCGUGCGGAACCGGUUCCACGCCCCGAAAAUAAUUAUUAUGAAGAUAUCGAGCCCAAAUUUGCGGCGCCUCGACUUCCUGCUUCGAAUGAUCCGGUACCAUCGGCACUUGUUCCGGGACCGCCCCCCAUUGAAAUUAUUCCAGUGAGCGGCUCUUACGACGAGAUACCGGAGGGCGCUCGGUCGCCUGCCGCCAGUGAUGUCAGUCAUUUCACCUCUAUAUCGGAGCGAGGCAUAAACCCCAGGUGGCGCCCACCGCCACCUCCAAGCCGCAUGGUACAGCAACGGAGAGAAGACAUUCUACUUGAAGACAACCCUGAUUUUAAUUUGCGGGCUGGAAGAGGACGGGGUGGUGGCAUUGAUCGCGGUGGGCGGAUGCCAACCCUGCCUUCUCUACGUGGUGAUGGAAGAUACCCUAUGCCUUAAAGUUUUUUUGUUCCCAUUUGAUCCGCACUGUAUAUUAAUGAUUGCAUCCGCAUGUCUGGCUGUAGAUUUUGAAAAGACUUGCUGUGAUGAAUGAAAUGGCUGCUUGGUUGCGCGCAUCUUGUGUCUUUAUGCAG